Spirometra erinaceieuropaei is the source of this 3277-nucleotide messenger RNA. Lineage: Eukaryota; Metazoa; Platyhelminthes; Cestoda; Diphyllobothriidea; Diphyllobothriidae. The record is from the annotation of a GenBank genome assembly.
AUGUUUUUUUAUUCAUUACUUCCAUCCGUCGCCGAAGCCUACUGCGGCGCUCAGUACGCGGGGAAGUUGCCACUGGUAAGUAGGGCAAAAUACGUUAAAGACGUUAAAGAACGUGCUUUUGUGUGGGAAUACUCACUGCGUCUGAUUACUCAACAACCGGGAGCCAUUUAACCAUGCCUACCAGACUGCCGCUUAAUGCUUGCCGUGUGUAAUCAGUUGAGUUUCACUCGCUUUACCGAUUUUGGUUAAACUUCCUUGUAUUUGUGUCUGCCCUUCCAUCGUGCCUGGUUAGAUGCAUAUUUAGAAUAGAAAACUAACAUUACAUUUACUUAUUUAUUUAAGAAGAUUAACUACAGUUUAUUAAUGUCAGCUUUGUGAAUUCCUGUUUUAGGAUCUUAAAAGGGAUCUCGGUAUGCGAUAUCGCAAUUUUGUUGCCUAGGAAUAAUGAAUUAGAAGAUACUUCAAAUGACCUGAACCUUGCUCGCGUUAGUAUAAAAGGUCUGUCGCGUUUUCAGUCAGAAUGGAAACUGAGGUCCAAGGAAACAAGCUUUUUGGGUAUAUCGGUGGAGAAGAGCUAACAGGUCAACCGAGAAGGGGUGCAAACGAGAGUAUGAGGUCUUGCCUAUCUGCCUGUCGAUGAGAAGCUAAGGGAGAGUUCUAAUAAGGCUAUCCAGAGUUUCGUGUCCCUUUGAUUGUCACUGCCUAAUUAUUACGUCUGUUAUUCAUCUUCAGCUUUAGUCUAAACCUUCUGCAAGGCAUUUGGAGAAAUUGCAACCAGCGUUUCGGGCUUACUCUCCACUCUGUCUUGACAUCUACACGCUCUACUUGCUAGCAACUCCUAUUUGCCAGACAAAAGUGGAUUGUGGAGUGAAAAACUUCCUCUAGCGCUAGUCUCUUGAGUAUUCGGGGGUGAAAUUCCACAAAAGUCUAUUAACAGCCGCACUCCAUGAUCCUUAAGCAAACGUCUGCGACUCUUGCUCAUUGAUUGUUAAGCAAUGCUCAUUUCUUCAUGGCAUGAGCUAGAAGUUCCUUCGAGUUGUUUGAACUCGCUGACUGACUCUCCGCAGAAUUAAAGCUAUCCUCACUUACUGUCAUUCCCAGUUUGGGCCACUUUUAACCAUUCCUGAAAUUAGGUCUACUUUUAUUUUUUUUUCCUUUUCUCCCGAAGCAACACGGCCUUUGCUCCCCGCAAAUACCAUAGUUGCUUUUUGCACACCAAACGAUUGGGUAUAAAACUCUCGCAUGUGGGAUACACUGAUAAGGGUGCGCCGUGCUUACGGUAUAAGCAUCAAGCAAAUGCUCCCUAUUAGAGUAUUUAUAACCAUCCCUUUGUAACGGCGUUGCAUUUCGCAACAAUCAACACCAAGUACUAAGCCGAUUUAGGGUCUUGCUUGUGUAUUUAUUGAAAACUGUUCUCUCUUAUCGAGAUACAAGAAGAACCGAAUGCCAGAGAGCGGUUAAUGGAGAGUCAGUUGGUGAAAUAAGAGGUUUAUUCGCCCUACGUCUCGAACUCAUUUUCGGACUGACCAUCAGAGACGGUGAUUGAGAUAGCGAUUAACAGGUAGUGUAAUAUCUGAAGGACGCAGCUGCUACGCGACGAUGUCCGCUGAGGUUUGCAGCGCCCGAAUCCGUUGCAAGAUGGUCAUGUAGCGUUUCAAACGCAUGUAGAUCUUUCUGUCCUGGCACCUACGCUGCCCAAGGCUUUCGAGGAUAGGGAGCACGCUUUCAGCUCCGAGCACAGGCAGCUACACAGCGUGACGUUGGUCGACUCUCAUUUGAGACGCACGCUCGGUCGCAUCAUACUUGGGGAGGGCCGCGCGCGCGCACAGUUACUCGACAGUUUGCCUCACCAGUACGGUCGAUGGAAUCAGUAUUCACAUGCCCGCUCCCCGCGCCACUGAGCAAUUUGCCAACAUCAAGUCGUAGUGUCGAAUGAGUAGAGGGAUCAUUGCUCCUGAUGAUGGACUGCGUGUCCUAGAACCACACCAAGCAGCCUGGGUCUCAUGCGGUUUGGAAACGCUGUUUGCUUAUCUCACCUCCGUUGUCACAUUUCCAUUUUACUUGUGAAUUAUUUCUUCCCAGCAUUUGUUUGUCGUCUUCUAUGUGCACUGUUUGUACACAGACUGCAACUUUUUUCUGGACAGACGCUGGUGUAUUGCCUUUAGAGUGCUUCGACCCAGUGGUUACUGCAACAAACGACUGAAGUUUAUACAGGCAAAAAUUCGUAAGGAAAGUACUGAGUCUGUUAUACUUUUACUUAUGCUUCAAGGUCCUCCAAGAGGCGUCUCAAGGUACUCAUGCCUCUCAGUUUUCGCCAGUCAAUGACAUAACGUCAGCUGACGCGGAGUCUACAUCAGAGUCAACCAUCAGAAGUCCAGAUGUUCCCUGCCCCAGCACCGAGCGUCCGAUGAGGAACCAGCUCGACACGCGCGGUCGACACUCACCUGAUUUUUUGACAACUGACGAAUCAGAGGCGGUCGGGGAAAGCGACGUCUUUGAGCCCAUUUCGGGUAAUUUGACCCAGUGGCUUUACAGUUUAAAACCUUUCAGUAACCGUGUGAAGGUGAGGUGUAGUAUGGCAAAAUACUGGAAGGAAAUAAUUGUACACGAAUACCGGAUGAUUUGUCGUACGGACCGUGCAGGUGCUAGCUAAAAACCCAGACAAUUUAGUUAUGUAAGGCUCACCUCUGUUAGUACCUGGAUUGUUUUCGCCUUCGUUGCGUUGCUGUGCAGAAAGUUGGCAAUAUGAUUUACCACUCCUAGUGUCGCUAAUGUUUACAUUUUCUUGGCGAUAACAGCAAGACUGAUAGUUCAUUUUGACUGGCGGUACGAAUUGCAGCUAGUGUCCCCUUUGAUUAUUUUAGCAUGCUUUUUGCUGUGUAGUGCACCGUACCUGUUGGGGGUAGAGGGUUCCAAUCGUUUUUUGUCACGUAGUAGGGCUGGCCUCUUUCCUCUUUCCCUUCCCUUUGCUCCUCUGCGUAAAAUCCCUCGUAUUGUAUGUUUAGUUAGAUCUAACGAGCUAGAUUGGCGGGACCACUUCAGUUCAUUUAAGUGUUUGGGGUCUAUAGUUGACACCGUAAUCUCACUUAAUCCCUAUUACCUAUAUUUAGUGGGUGUGGGGAAUCUGUUUGGGCCUCUGUUUGCUUCCAACCUGGACCAACUAAUUAGACACAGGCAACCUCCGGAGGAGACGUUUGACGAUGUGGCUACCGGCGAAGAUGCAUCCAAUGAGUCAACUGUUGAGGAAUUUCCUCCCCACGGAUCCAUGAACCCGUGA